This is a messenger RNA of Fusarium venenatum, 726 nucleotides long. Lineage: Eukaryota; Fungi; Ascomycota; Sordariomycetes; Hypocreales; Nectriaceae. The record is from RefSeq and is a predicted model, not a curated record.
AUGAUCCAAUCUUCCUUCCUUUUCGACGAUCCUGGAUUGUCAGGGCUGAAUGAUCCUUUGACCCUCAUCACCCUAUUCGGAGCACGGCCAUAUCCGCUGACCCCAUCCACCAUGCCUAGUCGUUCGAGAGUUACAGGUACAGAUAAUACUGCGCUCUCUAUCUUCAACGUCCUGCUCAAAACGAGUGAUAUCCAACUGCUCUGGCAUGCUUCUGAGCUCUUAUUACUGUUGAUAGAUACCAAGGUCCAUCGCCUUGAGAAAAAGCGGGACAUGGCUUCGAGAAGAUGCCAACGGACGGCCUCGUCUCAAGUUGCGACUCAAAGAUUGGAUAACGGUACCAAGUCUUGUGCAUUAGCGAGUCGUCUCGACUCGCGGCAGUCAGAGGUUUUGCGGGCUGCCCUCUCAAGCUGCCCCAGAUAUGGGAAAGGUGAAGUUGAUUCUCAUUAUAUUUUCUCCGAUAGCCUGAAGCGGUCACAGAGUUCUGGUUGUAUUGUUAGCCACUCUUAUGUACCGCCUUUCGUCACUCGGCAUAUGAAAUCAACGUGCACGAGCAAGGUCAGCAUGUGCCAACUGCACAGGCAGUAUUCUAGAGCAGAUCGACAAUGUGAUCCUUUCGAUUCCUCAUCUCAAAAGUCGCAUCUUAGAUCGGGUUACCAAGGCUGCAAGGCCACUGAGGAAUCACAUCAGAUGACCUGGUGCUUUGACCCCACCAUUCAUGACAGAUGA